AUGGAAGACGAAGUAGCCGCCCUCGUUAUUGAUAAUGGUUCUGGUAUGUGCAAAGCUGGUUUCGCAGGAGACGAUGCACCCCGUGCUGUUUUUCCAUCCAUUGUAGGACGCCCUCGUCAUCAAGGUGUCAUGGUGGGGAUGGGUCAAAAAGAUUCAUACGUUGGGGACGAAGCACAAUCCAAGAGAGGUAUUUUAACACUCAAAUAUCCAAUUGAGCACGGUAUCGUGACAAAUUGGGAUGACAUGGAAAAAAUUUGGCAUCAUACAUUCUACAACGAACUUCGUGUUGCACCCGAGGAACAUCCCGUGCUUUUGACUGAAGCACCACUUAAUCCCAAAUCUAAUCGUGAAAAGAUGACUCAAAUUAUGUUUGAAACUUUCAACGCACCUGCUUUCUAUGUUGCCAUUCAAGCCGUUUUGUCAUUAUAUGCUUCUGGUCGUACGACUGGUAUUGUUCUUGAUUCUGGAGAUGGUGUUACUCACACUGUACCCAUUUAUGAGGGUUACGCCCUUCCACACGCUAUCCUCCGUCUUGAUUUGGCCGGUCGUGACUUGACGAACUACCUCAUGAUUAUUCUUAUGGAACGAGGUUAUUCAUUCUCAACUACGGCUGAACGUGAAAUUGUUCGAGAUAUUAAAGAAAAACUAUGUUAUGUUGCCUUGGAUUUUGAACAAGAAAUGCAAACGGCAGCUCAAUCAUCGACUGUGGAGAAAUCAUAUGAAUUGCCAGAUGGACAAGUCAUUACUAUUGGAAAUGAACGUUUCCGUGCACCAGAAGCUCUCCUCCAACCUUCAUUCUUGGGUCUUGAGGCUCCUGGUAUUCAUGAGACUACUUAUAACUCCAUCAUGAAGUGUGACGUCGAUAUUCGUAAAGAUCUUUACGGAAAUAUUGUGCUUUCUGGAGGUACCACUAUGUAUUCUGGUAUCGCUGAAAGAAUGCAAAAAGAAAUCACAGCGCUAGCACCAUCUAGCAUGAAAAUUAAGAUUGUUGCACCUCCAGAACGUAAAUACUCUGUUUGGAUCGGAGGAUCAAUUUUAGCAUCAGUACAAUAUGAUGAAUCUGGUCCCUCCAUUGUCCAUCGCAAAUGUUUCUAG
This is a messenger RNA of Diversispora eburnea, 1095 nucleotides long. NCBI's taxonomy places the organism in Eukaryota, Fungi, Glomeromycota, Glomeromycetes, Diversisporales, Diversisporaceae. The record is from the annotation of a GenBank genome assembly.